UACUCGAGUGAAAACCCGUGCCGGCGUUAGAUAACAUCAUCGCCAUGUUUCCGCUGUGGGCGUUGGCCAUUCUGUUGGUGCUGUUGUACCGAUGGAGCACGUCGACGUACGAUUACUUCGAGAAACGUAAGAUUCCCUACGUCAAACCGGUGCCAUUCUUUGGCCAGGUGUUGUCAUUCUUCGUACAGCGGAAGCACGCGGUUGAUGUGGCCUCCGAGGGGUACAAGAUGUUCCCGAAUACGCGCAUCUCGGGCGUGUUUACGCUUCGUGAACCGGCAUAUCUGGUGCACGAUCCGGUGCUGUACAAACAGAUGGCCAUCAAGGAGUUUGACCAUUUCACCGACCACGUGGCGCAGCUAUCGCUCGAGGAUGAUCCACUGUUGGCCCGUUCGUUGUUCUUCACGAAUGGUUCCCGGUGGCGCCAUCAUCGUCACGGUUUGAGUCCUGCUUUCACCGGUAGCAAGAUGCGCAACAUGUUCGUGCUGCUGUCACAGAGUGUUGGCAAUGCCAUGCAACGAUUGGAGAAGAGCUCGCAGAAGAAACCGACGGCGAUGGAACUUCGGGAUCUGUAUUCGCGGCUCGGAAAUGACGUGAUGACCUCGAUCUCGUUCGGUGUAGAGGUCGAUUCGCUUACCGAUCGUGAUAAUAUGUUCUACCUGAAGGGCAAGCGAUUGGCCCAGAUCGAUGGUUUGCCAGGACUUAAGUUCAUAUUGUCCGCUAUCGCCCCUUCGAUCAUCCGCUGGCUGCACAUCGGUUUGAUGUACAAGGACGUGAACGAGUUCUACCUCGAGGAAACAUCGAAAAACAUCCGUUAUCGCCAGGCGAAUAAAAUCUCGCGACCUGAUUUCGUGCAAAUUUUGCUGCAGGCACGCGAGAACGAAAUUAGCUCGAAUAAGGCCGAGGACGAGGCACUGGAAAAUGCAGGAUUCUCUACCGCCACCACUCACACCCUUGUGCCGAAGGAUGGAGUGAAGCUGAAAUGGGAGGACAUCGAAAUAACGGCUGCCGGUGCCUCGUUCUUCUUCGGUGGCAUCGAGACAACGACGACGUUGCUUUGCUUUACCAGCUACGAGCUGGCCAUCAAUCCCUCGAUCCAGAACCGUUUGAGAGAGGAAAUCGAUGAAGUUCGCGAGGCACUACCAGAUGGAAGGACGCCAACGUACGAGGUGUUGCAGAAGAUGAAAUAUCUCGAUAUGGUCGUAUCGGAGACACUGCGCCGUUGGACACCGUUGGGUCUCACCAAUCGUCGAUGCACAAAGGAUUACACCUUCACCAACAGCGAUGGGAAUGUGAUCACGAUCGAAAAAGGCACAACCAUCUCUAUUCCGCUGAAAUCGUUCCAUCUGGAUGAGAAAUACUUCCCCGAUCCGCUACGUUUCGAUCCGGAACGCUUCGAGGAUCCGAGCCGGAUCAAUCAGGAUGCUUACGUGCCGUUUGGAACGGGAAUGCGUAACUGUAUCGGCUCUCGAUUGGCCCUGAUGCAGGCCAAGUGUAUUCUGUUCUACAUGCUCUCGCAUUACAGCUUCGAGCCCGACAGCAAGCUCGUCGUUCCUCUGGUGAUUGACGAAAAGUCCGCUGGAUUGAAUGCAAAGCACGGUUUCUGGGUGAACUUGGUACCGCGAAAGGUCUAACGCCCGUGGGUGAUAAGAUAAGCGUGAUAAGCGUUGACGAUAAGCAAUUGCCGUACAUGGGCUUGGUCGAUUUUUUACGAGCUAGCUAAAGGCUAGUGCUUUGCGAUGCUCGACAGUAGAAGCAACUGCUGUACCUAGAUGUUAGUUUAAUAAAGCAAGAAAAAUUGACCCAUUUUGCGUGUAACACUAUUAUUGAUAUUAUCAUCUGAUCGGUGAAAUCUGUAAAACGUUUUGAACUAUCUUGGCUUCUAAAUUGUACAUAAUGUGAUUAUGAAGUGUUGUGUUCAAUAAAGAAUUGAAUGGA
This is a messenger RNA of Anopheles aquasalis, 1935 nucleotides long. Its product is annotated as probable cytochrome P450 9f2. Gene Ontology annotation, molecular function: oxidoreductase activity, acting on paired donors, with incorporation or reduction of molecular oxygen; iron ion binding; heme binding. NCBI's taxonomy places the organism in Eukaryota, Metazoa, Arthropoda, Insecta, Diptera, Culicidae. The record is from RefSeq and is a predicted model, not a curated record.